Molecule: messenger RNA, 1613 nt
Organism: Branchiostoma belcheri (Belcher's lancelet)
Lineage: Eukaryota; Metazoa; Chordata; Leptocardii; Amphioxiformes; Branchiostomatidae
Product: C-type lectin domain family 4 member F-like
Exons: 6
Coding region: 1-1209 (402 amino acids)
Source: RefSeq, a predicted model, not a curated record
AUGUACGCGCAGGCAGAGCCUGUCCGGUCGCCUUUCUCCGGCCCAGGCAGUCGCCAAACCAGCGGACAUCCGCUCCAACCCCGUCCCGUCCGUCAGAGUGGUUCACGCGGGCGUGUCCGCCAUGAUCAUGACAAGCAGCGGGAAGACCAGGACACGUCUUCACACACGUACGAAGACGCCGAGGCCGUGAGAGGUCACGCAACGCACACAUCUGCAGACUGUGCGUAUCCGGGUGGAGUGAGCGGCCGCCGUGGUGUCUGUAGCUUCCUCCGCGCCCGCCGCAGCUGCCUAGCCGCCGGCAUCGCCGUGCUGUUGAGCUUGGCCGCCGUGGGACUCGCCCCUCUGACGUUCAGCAACAUACAGGAAAUAUCUCAACUGUCGACAACCGUGACGCACGACCAAGACAACCUGCGCCAGCUGAACGCCACUGUUGACGCUUUGAAGAGCGAUCAAGACAACCUGCGCCAACUAUCCGCCACUGUUGACGCUUUGAGGCGCGACCAAGACGCCUUGAAGGUCGACCAAGACAACCUGCGCCAACUGUUUGCCAUGGUUGACGCUUUGAAAAGCGAUCAUCAAGGCAACCUGCGCCUACUGUCCACCACUGUUAACGCCUUAAAACGCGACCAAGACGGCAUGUCCACUGCUGUUAACUACUUAAAACGCGACCUGGACAACGAGCGAAGCCGAACCACCACCUUGGAGCAGCGUCUUCGCGGGAUUGAGAAGACUUUGCGUUACACAAUUUGGCAUGGAAUCUGCUACAAGGCCUUCAACACACGCAAGUCUUUCAGCGAAGCGGCCGCGGCCUGUCGUGCAGACGGCGGCACCCUCGCCAUGCCCCGAGACGCUGACACCAGAUCCUUCCUCAUCUCCCUGUACAAGUCCGUAAGCGACCAUUCGUUCUUCUGGAUCGGCCUGCACGAUCAACGCGAAGAGGGAAGGUUUGAGUGGGUGGACCGUUCUGCACUUGGGCCGUACAGCUCCUGGGAUCUGGGACAACCGGACAACGGGCGAUCGGGCCGCUUGGGCAACGAAGAUUGUGUCCUUUACUCCUCAGGCCCACCCCAGCAAGACAAGUGGCACGACUAUGACUGUCCCAACCCGUUUAGCUUCAUAUGCCAGGCUGACCCAGGACGUGCACAGGCGACAAGCGGGAGUCUCACCACUACUGUGCAGCGGCUCUCCGACCAUCCGCAGUCAAACUAACUAGUAAAACUUAAGACCGGGAAUUACUGCAUUGUUUUAGAACAGCAUUUUCCCCCAAAUGUUCCUGCAAGUUUAAUCUACAAUGAAUCAGAAAUGCUGAAUGGAAUGAAGCAGUUCGUAAUCUAUAAAAUGGUAGUCACGCUUGUUUCCAUACGGAACAUUGUCUACUUAUUUAAACAAGGCACAAAAUGUCCUGAUGGCAGAAUGGUAUCAAGUUUACUUGAUGAAAAUGAGGGAAACAUCCAGAUGUAAGUUUUCCUGAAUAUUUGGAAAGUAGCAAGUUUAGGAAAGGUGAUUCUGUCUUAGAAGUAGACGCAGUGUCAAUAGAACAUUCAUAUUCUAUUGCUGUUAUUACUUUUACUAUUAUUGUUUCUUAUUACAAUACAAUGUAGAGAAAAACGAUG